AUGUCCUACACCUCCCCUCCACCGCCACCUCCCGCAUCGUCGUCGUAUUAUCCAUCGACUCCGCCUGCACCACCGCCCAAGCCGAAGGCGUCCUCCACCCCCGCACGAGGACCCCCGCUACCACCACCCCCGCCGCAGAACGAGCCGCUGGAGUUGGAUGGUGGACAAGGAGGGCAAUAUCAGCAGAGUCGGCAAUACUACAACCAACAAGAGCGAGGAGAAUAUCGAUAUGCGCAGCAGCAACACCAGCCGUUACCCGACAUCCCACCCGUAGAAGCUGGCUGGCUACCAGAUAGUGUUAGGGAGAAGACUACAUCCGACCUCCACCACCUCCUCAACACUCCCGACCUCCAACAGGCACUCCUCACAAACCCCAACACAACCCACCCCUCCAUCCCCGCGGCGCAAAGCACUCUCCAACCACUCCUCCAGCAGAACUUAGCCCUUACCGAUGCUCUCAGCAAUCUCGAAUCUACCUUAUCGCAAAGGCGCGCAGCCAUACAAUCACGCCUACUGGCCCUCCGAGCUCUAGAGCAACAACACUCGAACAAAGUCAAGGAGACGGAAGAGGCCCUCUCACAGUUCUCCCCAAUGGCUCUGUAUCAGCGACUGAAUGCAGGCGCGGGGGAGCAGGAAUUACUGGUCAGAGGGGUGGAAGAAAGUUGGCUCGAAGAAGGCGGGUUGGCGGACGAGAGGGAGGUGGAGUCUUUUGUCCGGAGAGUGAAGGAGGGCUCGAAGCAGAGCUUCUUGAGAAGGGAGAGAAGAGAGCGAUGGGACGAGGGGAGGGUAGGCGGAUGGAGGUGA
Saxophila tyrrhenica is the source of this 804-nucleotide messenger RNA. RefSeq lists its product as uncharacterized. The transcript has 2 exons. Gene Ontology annotation, biological process: protein targeting to vacuole; protein targeting to membrane; ubiquitin-dependent protein catabolic process via the multivesicular body sorting pathway. Gene Ontology annotation, cellular component: ESCRT I complex. Bases 1 to 804 code for a protein of 267 amino acids. The record is from RefSeq and is a predicted model, not a curated record. Lineage: Eukaryota; Fungi; Ascomycota; Dothideomycetes; Mycosphaerellales; Extremaceae.